Scatophagus argus is the source of this 15898-nucleotide messenger RNA. It is a transcript of the gene fat2, whose product is annotated as FAT atypical cadherin 2. The record is from RefSeq and is a predicted model, not a curated record. Lineage: Eukaryota; Metazoa; Chordata; Actinopteri; Scatophagidae. Gene Ontology annotation, biological process: homophilic cell-cell adhesion. Gene Ontology annotation, molecular function: calcium ion binding. The coding region runs from base 188 to 13276 and encodes 4362 amino acids. Gene Ontology annotation, cellular component: adherens junction; plasma membrane. The transcript has 29 exons.
ACUCCUACAACUUUGUGUGUGUGUAUGUUUUCUCUGUUUUCAUGGACUUUACACCAAACCACUAUGGGAGCCCGCUGGUUGUUGUCGGCCUGUCGAAGGAUCUUUAAAGUCCCUGAAGCGUGAGGACGGAGAAGAGUUUUGGUGGAAGGCCUAACUGGACCUGAGGUCUGAGGAUCCUCAUUACAAGAUGGCAGCAUUUGGAACAACUCUCCUCACUUUAGUAGCAGCCGUGCUGCAUGUGCCAAGGUGUCAGGGGGGGUUGGGUAAAGGAAAAGACAGCUCGCCGCUGAGGUUCACGCACCAUCUCUACAAUGCCACCAUCAAUGAGAACUCUGUUCCACGAACCUACAUUGAGACACCAGUGAAGAUGGGCAUUGAAGUUACAGAUCCAUUCUGGGAAAUCAACUAUAAUAUCGUCUCAGGUGAUGAUGACGACCUUUUCCAAGCAGAGGCACUCAAAAUUGGGGAUUUCUCCUUCCUCAGGAUCAAAACUCGCAGCAGCAAUGCAGCACUCCUCAAUAGGGAGGUCAGAGACACUUAUACUGUCACUGUAGAGGCAACUGAAAACACUUUUGACUUACAGGCAAAGACAAAAGUGUUAAUCCAGGUGCUUGACACCAAUGACCUAAAGCCUCUUUUCUACCCUGCUUCAUACAAUGUGGCCAUCAGAGAGGACACUCAACUCAAGUCAAGCGUGGUCACAGUCAGUGCUACAGACGCCGACGCUGGGAGCAAUGCCGAGUUUUAUUACUCUUUUACCAGCAGGGCUCAUCCUUUUGUCGUCGACCCUUUCACAGGCACAGUCAGCCUCGUCAAGAAGCUCAAUCACACCCGCACGGAAAGAUAUGACCUUACUGUUUUAGCUGAAGACAGGACAAAGAAGAUAUCUGGUGUUCAGAAAUUUGGUAAUGUUGCCAAGGUUACAGUAAACAUACAAAAGAUGCCCAUGGGGUCUCCAGUAAUCACACCUCCCCUCAAACCCACAGUCUCUACAGAUGGCACAAUAACUAUCAGUGUCCAUGUGGAGGCAGGAGUUAAGCCUCUGGAAUCCCUUAAUAUUGUUGGAGGGGAUCCCCACAAGUAUUUUGAGAUAAUUCCUUUAGGCGCACAGGGCAGCGACUUCCAAGUGAUCUCUACAAAGAGGAUUAUCUGGUCUCAAACUCCUUCUGGGCUGAAUCUGUCCCUUCAAGCUAAAGACAGGAGCUUCCCUAGUUUACUCUCUCCAAUUAUGCAAAUCCACCUUCCAGCCCAUCAUUACCAUCCAUUGGCAUUUUUGGAAGACACCUACAUUGUCACACUGAGUGAGUUUUCACCCCCUAAAACUCAUGUAGUUAAGGUUUCCAUUGACUCAGUACCUCAUAAUGUUACCUUUACUAUCAAAAACAAUCCAGAUAGCACUAAAUUCAAGAUUAAUCCCAAAACAGGAAUCAUUGUAACAACAGAGAACUUUGACUACGAACUCAAGAAUCGGUAUGAGUUUGAUGUGGUGGCCAAUCACGGUGAAGCUGAGACUCACAUUGUGGUGGAGAUAACGGAUGAAAAUGACAACAGCCCACAGUUCACCCGCUCUUCCUACCAGGCUACACUGGAUGAAAACAGCCCUGUAGGCAGCACCGUUUUGAAAAUAGCUGCCACAGACAAAGAUAACGGCAAAAAUGGCUUUGUGACUUAUGCCAUUGCCAACUCAGAGCCCUUACCUUUCACAAUAGACCCAUUCACAGGUGUCAUAUCAACCACAGAACACUUAGACUACGAGCUGAUGAAACGGCGCUAUCACCUGAGAGUCUGGGCCUCAGACAGCGGCAGCCCCUUCAGUCAGGUCAGUGAAUGUCCUGUGACGAUAACCCUGAACAACAUCAAUGAUAACAUCCCUCUGUUUGAGAGGGUGGCCUGCAACACCACAGUACCUCUUGAUUUACCCGUAGGGCAUACGGUUGCUGAGCUGUCAGCCAUUGAUUCAGAUGAGUUGCAGCAGCUGAGGUAUGUUAUUGAAUCAGGAAAUGAGCUCCAAGUAUUUGGUAUUGACUCUGUGUCGGGAGCCAUCACUCUUAGGCAACCAUUUCCCCUGCGAGCAGGUUCGUUCACCUUGAGGGUUGUAGCCACUGAUGGCAGACAUCGCUCUGAAGCCUCAGUUGUCAGGGUAACUGUCACUAACAGAGGUGAUGAUGCAACGGUCCACUGUCAGGAAACUGGCGUUUUCAAACAGCUGACUGAUAAACUGAUAGAGUCAAUCAAACCCAUUUUAACCAGUCAAGAGGAAGAGACAUUCUCUGAUAUUCACAUCACCAACCGAUAUUCUCCUAAGUUUGACCUGAAACUUCCAAGUUCAAUUGACCUCAGUGAGGACCAUCCACUGAAUUCUACCAUUGUUCAGUUCAAAGCAAUGGACUCUGACACUGGGUUUAAUAGCAAGCUGGUGUAUGCCAUAUCGAGUGGGAAUGAGGAUGGCUGCUUUUCCAUUGAUACCUUCUCCGGUGACCUUCAGUUAGUGUGCCCUUUGGACAGAGAGAGUAAAGAGUUCUACAUUUUGAACAUCACUGUUUUUGAUUUGGGAACACCACAAACAUCUGCAUGGAAGUUUUUUGCAGUGACUGUCAUGGAUGUUAAUGACAAUCCUCCUGUUUUUGAUCAGCCCAGGUAUGUGAUACGUGUGCCUGAAAACACAGAGCUGGACUCCAUUAUUUUUACUGCUCAUGCAAUUGAUCUUGAUGUAGAUAUGAGCGGUAAUGUCCAAUACUCCCUGUUGACAUCCACUGACAUGUUCAGAAUUGAUGAAGUGACUGGUGAGGUAACGGUGACGGGUCGUUUGGAUCGAGAAACCUCACCCAGGCACGACCUCUGGAUCGAAGCCAGAGACCACGCCAAACUUGGCCCUCAGUUGUCCUCCACGAUUGACCUUAUAGUGGUUUUGCAAGACAUAAAUGACAACCCACCCAAGUUUGUACCCAAAGUUUACAAAAUAAAAGUUCCAGAGGAUGUACCUGUGGGCACUCUCCUCACCUGGGUCGAGAGCUUUGACUUUGAUCUGGGUAGUGGAGGCCUUGUCACCUACAACCUCAAGAAUACAGAGGGUGGGAUCUUUCAUCUUGACUCCGCCACAGGUGGCUUGACCCUCGAGAGGGAACUGGACUUUGAGAGGCGGCCAGUGUACAACCUCACAGUCCGAGCUGUUGACCAUGGCCUCCCUCGUUCCCUCUCCUCCUCCUGCUUUGUGGAGAUUCAGGUCCUGGAUGUCAAUGAGAACCUCCACAGGCCUGUGUUCUCAGAGUUCGUGUAUGAAGCCAGUGUGAUGGAGGAUGCAGUAGUAGGGACAUCGGUGGUCACACUUACAGCUUCAGACAAGGAUCUGGGCAGAGAUGGAGUUGUCCGGUAUCACAUCCGUGAAGGCUCUGGUCUUGGAGUGUUCACCAUUGACGAGGAAACAGGUGUCAUUCGUACAACAGAGACAUUGGACCGUGAGAUGAAGCCUCACUACUGGCUUUCUGUCUACGUUACUGAUCUGGGGACGGAGCCUCUGGUCUCCUGGACUCACGUCUUCCUGGAGGUUCUGGACGUUAAUGAUAAUGCUCCAGAACUUUCUCAGCCGGUCUAUUUCACUUCCGUCCUGGAGAACAUGGACAAAGUCCAGUCCAUCGUCCAGGUAUCAGCCACAGACGUGGACACUUCUUCUGAGGGCAAGCUUUCCUUCCAGAUGUUGGAAUCUCAUCGCACUUACUUCGAUGUGGAUCCCAAAACAGGUGUCAUCAGUACUCUCUCAGCACUGGAUCGGGAGGAUAAACCAGAACACAGUGUCGAGGUCAUCGUCUCAGAUAACGGAUCUCCGUCUCUACGCUCCACUGCCACCGUCGUGAUCCGAGUUCUGGAUGCCAACGACAACCGACCAAAGUUCACCGAUAAACUUUUCCAUGUCAGGCUGCUGGAACAGCGCCACCAGGCAGGUAAACAGGAAGUCUGCAGGAUGGUGGCCCGUGACGACGAUGAGGGCUCAAACGCCGUGGUGACCUACAAGCUCCAGGACAACAAGGACGAGCGUUUUGAGAUCGACUCGGUGACGGGCAUGCUGACGUCUCAUGGUGAUUUCUGGCCUGGAAACUACAGUAUUCUCACGAUUAAAGCCACAGACCAGGGCAGCCCUUCGCGCUCGUCCACGGCAAGACUGGACAUCGAGUGGAUCGCCCGCCCGCCCCUGUCUGCGGAGCCAAUCACGUUUGAUGAGCCCCACUUUACCUUUGCCGUUAUGGAAACGGAGCCUGUCACUCACAUGGUGGGCAUUAUCAUGACGGAGACGCAUCGGCAGAGAUGGUUCGACAUCACAGGUGGUGAUGAGGAAAAGGACUUUGACAUCCAGAGAAACACAGGGACCAUCUCGAUCGCCCGCCGGCUCAACGCAGCUCGGCGCUCCAUCUACAACAUGACGGUGCGGGUCACCGAUGGCCACCACAACGCCACCACACAGGCCUACAUCCGUGUGCUGGACAUGAAUGAGCAUCGUCCUGUCUUCCUGAAGCCGCUGUACACGGUGAGCAUCCCUGAGGAUACCUCCCCUUGGAAGGACAUCAUGCAGAUCAGUGCGCAGGAUGCUGACACCAACAGUAAGCUGGUUUACUCCAUCCACAGCAGCCAACAUCUGGACAGCGCCAAGUUCUUCCAUCUGGAUCCAAAGAGUGGAGUCCUGGUGCUGACGGAGGCGCUUGACUACGAGACGAUCUCUGUUCAUACGCUCUUUGUUAUGGUGCGUGAUCAGGAGAUUCCAGUGAAGAGGAACUUUGCGAAGGUGGUGGUUCGUGUGGAGGACUGUAAUGACCACUCGCCAGCUUUCCUCAGCCCCCACUACGAGGCUAGCAUCUCCAACCAGGCCCCCACAGGCUCUGAGGUGGUCCAGGUCAAGGCCCUGGACAAGGACAUGGGCAGCAAUGCAGACAUCAGCUACUCUUUGCACUCAGGGAAUAUCGACAACAUCUUCUCCAUAGAUCCAGAGGUGGGCUUCAUCAGUGUGUCCAAACCUUUGGACCUUCAGCCUCAGGACCAGUUCCACUUGACAGUAAAGGCCACUGACCAGGGCUUCCCACAGCGCAGUGACCUCUGCUCCGUCCACAUCCACAUCCGCAUCUCUGGCCAAACCCCACCCUCCUUCGCCUCAGAACAAUAUCUAACAGAAAUCAGUGAACUGAGUGCCCUUGGAACACCAGUAGUAACCGUCUCAGCUGCCAGCCCUGCUGCAGUGCAUUAUGGGAUAGAAAGUGGUAAUCCAAAUGGGACAUUUCAUAUCAGCCCAUACACUGGAUUGAUUUCAAUCAUGAAGCACCUUGAUUUUGAGAAUUGCGCUUCCUACAAGCUCAAAGUUACAGCUUCCACCACGGCUGGAGCCUUGUCCAGGACUCUGGUUUACAUCUACGUAAUUGAUGAGAAUGACAACGCUCCUGUUUUUCAGCAGAGGGAUUACCUGGGGCAAAUAAGUGAGUCUGCUCACAUUAACAGCCUGGUGAUGGGAGAAAGAAACACCCCUCUGGUCAUCCAGGCUUCAGAUGCAGACAGAGAGGCAAAUUCUUUGCUGGUGUAUGAGAUCCUUGAAACAGAAGCCCUGAACAUCUUCAAGAUAGACCCGAGUAUGGGCACCAUCUCUUUAAUUUCACCAGUUGACUUUGAAGCCAAGGCAGAGUAUCACUUCCAUGUGCAGGUAAAGGACUCAGGGGAGCCAUCACUGUAUGCAGCAGAGCCUGUCAAGGUCACUGUUCGCAUCUUGGACCUGAAUGACUGUCCGCCCCAUUUCAGCUCCCCAGUGUACGAGCCAUCCAUCAUCUUCCCAGCUGUCAGAGAUACAGAGGUUGUGCAUGUCGUGGCCCAUGACGCCGACUCAACAGUCUCAUACAGCAUCGCCGAGGGAAAUCUUAACAAUGCUUUUUCAGUUCACCCCAAUACUGGAGUCAUAACCGUGAGCAAUGUGUCUGAAUUUAGGCCUUUUUACCAACUGGUUGUCACAGCCUCUGACGGCCUGUACAAAGACUUAGCCACCGUCAAGGUAAACCUAACAAACCUAACAGCCAGCGAUCUUGAGUUUGAGCAGAAAGUGUAUUCAGGUAGUGUUACAGAAAACCUAAAGACAGUGCAAACUUUGGCAGCAAUCAAAGCCACAGGCUAUUAUUUAAAUGAGCCUCUUUUAUACUCUGUCGUAAACCCAAUGGGAAAGUUUACAAUUUCCCAGACAUCAGGUGUACUCGAGACAACGGGUAUGCCUUUUGACCGAGAGGAACAAGAUGUUUAUGACGUAAUGGUGAAGGUACGAGACAUGAGAACACCACCUAGGACAGCUACAGCCCAGGUCAAGGUUUUUAUAGAUGAUGUCAAUGACAACUCUCCGCAGUUUCUAAAUUUGCCUUUUUCAAUGAUGAUCUCUGAAUCCUCUGAACCAGGAGAUGUUUUGUAUCAAGCAACUGCCAUCGACAAAGAUCUGGGAGAGAAUGGAUCCAUUAGGUACUCACUGGAGGAGGACUACAACCUCUUCAGGAUAGAUCCCGACGUAGGUGAUAUAUCCCUUCUAAGGCCUCUUGACUUUGAAGCACUCAAUAAGUAUAUGUUGACAGUCUUAGCUACAGACGAGGGUGAGCCCAGUCACAGCACAUUGGCGCAGCUCAGCAUUCAAGUGAGGAAUCAAACCAACCCAGUUUUUCAGACUCUUCUGUAUCCGCUUAAAGUCCCUGAAAAUGUUCCCCCGUUCACCACUAUCUUACACGUCCAGGCCAGGAAUCCAGAGGGCUAUCGACUCAUCUACAACCUUCAAGAGGAAAAUGCUUCAAAACACUUUCAUAUUGACUUCAAAACAGGUGUGUUGACCAUCACCAACCCCCUUGAUUACGAGAGCCAAUCCAUGCAUGUGUUGACAGUUCGAGCUACUGACUCUGUGACCGGAGCUUUCUCGGACGCCUCCAUUGAGAUAGAAGUGGAGGAUGUGAAUGAUAACGCACCCGUUUUCUCAAAGCUAAUGUACUCUGUGGUCAUUGCUGAGGGGCUCCCAACUGGCACAUCUAUGAUACAGCUUUCUGCCUCUGAUAGAGACUCUGGCAGAAAUAAAGAGCUUACCUUCCAGAUGAUAAAAACGGAGGGGAACGAUACAGAUUUCUUUGAGAUAGAUCCUCAUAGUGGGCUCAUUUUCACAAAACAGGUCCUAGACCAUGAACACACAAAACACUUCAAUUUGAAAGUCAAAGUCACUGACAAUGGCACGAUUCCACUUAGUAGUGAAGCCUUUGUCUUCAUAAAUGUCACUGAUGUCAAUGACAACCCACCAGACUUUGUCACCUCCCAGUAUGAGGCCACACUGGAUGAAAUGGCAAAGUGUGGCCACAUAGUCAUCAAAAUCCAAGCUUCAGAUCCCGACACAGGGGACCUAAAUAUCCUAAAGUACAAGAUCCUCUCAGGGAAUGAAGGCCGGUACUUCAACAUCAAUGAAUCAUCAGGAAUCAUUUCCUUUUCUAAUGUCUGUAAGAGAAAUCUGGAUCCUUACUAUAACCUGACAGUGGCGGUGUCUGAUGGAGUGUUUCAGAAAACAGCGCGAGUCAAUAUUGACAUGAUGAACAGCAACAGGCAUAGUCCAUACUUCAAGCAGAGCGUCUACGAAGCAGAGCUGGCUGAAAAUGCAGAGGCAGGAACUCGAGUGAUCCGAUUAGCAGCCAUUGACCCUGACGAUGGACCAUAUGGCAGUGUUGAUUACACCAUCAUAAAUAAAUUUGCUGAUGAAAAAUUUGCCAUUGACCACGAUGGGCAGAUUGUUACAAGACAGCCACUGGACAGAGAGAACCCCGCCCAAAGAGUCAUAGCUAUUAAAGUGAUGGCAAAAGACGGAGGUGGAAAAGUGGCCUUUUGCACAGUCAAGAUUAUUCUCACAGAUGAAAAUGACAACGUUCCUCAGUUCAAAGCAUCAGAAUACCAGGUUUCAAUUCAGUCAACUGUAAAUAAAGGCUCCCCUGUCAUUCAAAUCAUGGCUUAUGAUGCAGAUGAUGGCAAAAAUGCAGACGUCACCUACACAGUUGAUGAAGGAGAAGAGGUGACUGAAGACAUCAUUGAGAUCAACCCCUUCACUGGAGUCAUGAGUAUCAAAGAAAGUCUCAUUGGCAUGGAAAACAAGAUCUUCACCUUCAAGGUCAAAGCUCGUGAUGGCAGCCUUCCAUUCUAUAACUCCACAGUCCCUGUUCAGGUCAAAGUGGUCCCCCCCGAGGUUCCUCUUCCCAAGUUCUCAGAGCCUCUCUACACCUUCUCAGCUGCUGAGGACAUUCCCAUAGGGACAGAGAUUGGUUCUGUGAGGGCGGACUCUGACAUGCCCCUUAUUUACAGCCUGGUGGAUGGUAACACAGUGGAAAGCAACAGAAAUAAAGUGUUCACUUUGGACAAAGAAAGCGGAACUUUGCUGUUGCAGAAGACCAUUGAUCAUGAAAAGACAAAAUGGUAUCAAAUAGAUGUGAUCGCUCAAGGGAGUCACAACAGGACCGAUGUUGCAUCACUGGUGUCAGUCAACAUCCAGGUCCAAGAUGUGAAUGAUAACCAGCCAGUGUUUGAAGCAAACCCAUACAGAGCCUUCCUGGCUGAGAACAUGCCUGCUGGAACCACUGUCAUUCAGGUGACAGCCAAUGACCCCGACACAGACUCCAAUGGUCUUGUGACCUACAGCUUGGAGCCUCUACCUGAGGACAUAGCAGUAGACAUCACCGAGGUGUUCUCCAUCGACGGAGAGAGCGGCUGGAUCACCACCAUACAGGAGACGGACUGUGAGGCAGUCAGGAUGUACAGGUUCUAUGUGGUCGCCAUGGACCACGGCAACAACGUCAAGCUGUCGUCCAGCGUUCUGGUGGAGGUGACGGUGACAGACGAAAACGACAACCCGCCAAGGUUCUCUGAGGACGUGUACCACGGCUCUGUUGUGGAGAACAGCAAUCCAGGCGAAGUCAUCGUCUCUAUGACGACCAAAGAUGCAGACGUGUCACUGGAGAACCGCCUGGUGACAUGUUACAUCACAGAUGGGGACCCUCUGGGCCAGUUUGCCAUCAUCCAGGCAGAUGAGGGUGAGUGGGGUUUGAUCGUGAAGGAACGUCUGGACAGAGAGACCAAAGACAGAUACAGACUCAGAGUCAUGGCCACCGACGGGAAGUUUGAGGCUCCGGUUGCUGUGGACGUCCACGUACUGGACAUUAACGACAACAGUCCACUGUGUGAGCAGCUGGUGUACACAGAGGUGGUGAUGGAAAACUUGCCCUCCAGCAUGUUUGUGCUGAAGGUUUCAGCCUCAGAUCCGGACGUGGGAGCUAAUGGCCAGAUCUCCUACACUCUGCACGGGCCCGAUGCAGACAAGUUUCGUCUUGACCACAGGACAGGUGAGCUGUUCACUCUGGCUGUGCUGGACAGGGAGAGGAAGACCGAGUACAACCUAGUGGCAAAGGCGACAGAUGGCGGGGGACGGUCGUGUCAGGUGGACAUCCUGCUGAUGGUCCAGGACAUGAACGACAACCCGCCUCGCUUCUCCUCCAGCCACUACGAGGUGACAGUGUUUGACAACACGACUGUCCGAACACCCAUUGCUGUCGUCUACGCCACGGACCCAGACACAGGUAUCAACUCUGAGGUGAAGUACUCCCUCCUGGCCGGUGACAGCGGCUACUUCUCUCUGGAUGAGUUUUCAGGAAUCCUGCGGCUGGAGAGACCCCUGACUCCUGACACCCCGCCCACCUUUGAGCUGAAGGUGAAGGCCAGUGAUCGCGGUCUGCCCCGCCACCUCUACUCCGUCGCCACGGUGACAGUGGACGUGGUCUCCCUGGAUGACUACCAGCCCGUUUUCCUGAGCUCGGAGUACACCGCGCAGCUCCCAGAAUCCUUGGAGGUCGGGUCCGAGGUGGUGAGCGUCUCUGCCUUGACCAGAGAUGGCGGGGGUCCAGACCCCAUCUCCUACCACAUCGUGUCAGGCAAUGAGGACCGACGGUUCCUGCUGGACUCAUCGACAGGUCUUCUGACUCUCAAUGCACCGCUGGACUUUGAAGUUUCCCGUGAGUACUACUUGUCUGUAGAGGGGAGACGCGGCAGGUCGUCCCUCAGCGACAUCACCACGGUGAUCAUCAACGUGACGGACGUGAACGAUAACGCCCCCGCGUUUGGACAGGUCGGCUACAGCGCUGAGAUAACAGAGGAUCUGACGCCUGGAGGACUGGUGAUGAAGGUGACAGCCACCGAUCAGGACGGUCCGAUCAACAGUCUGCUGCGUUACUCCAUAGUGAGCGGGGACCCUCUGCAGCAGUUCUCUAUUCACUCUCGUAGUGGAGAAAUCAGUGUUCGCACUGCGCUGGACCGAGAAGAGGUCCCUCAUUAUUCUCUGACGGUGCAGGCGGCAGACGAAGGUGAUCCUCCCCUGUCCUCGGCGGUUCUCGUCACCAUCACCGUCACCGAUGUCAACGACAACCCGCCCGUCUUCUCCCAGGUCAACCACAGUCUGCUGCUGCAGGAGGGCGAGCCGCCCGGCAGCAGCUUCCUCCAGCUCGUGGUGACGGACAAAGACACGCCGAGGAAUGGCCCACCUUUCUCCUUCCACAUCGUGAGCGGAAACGAGGACCGCCGUUUCCACGUGGAUCAGGGUGGUCUGCUGUCGCUGUCUGCUCCGCUAAGGAAGAAAGUCAAAGCCCAGCACCAGCUUAAGAUUCAGGUGACAGACAGCGGCCACCCUCCCCUCUCCUCCAUCUGUGUGGUCAACAUCAACAUCACAGAACAGAGUAAGUAUCCUCCCUCUGUUGUACCUCUGGAGGUCUUCAUCACGACCUCUGGCGGGCUGUUUGCCAACCGGGUCAUCGGCAGGCUCCACGCCUCAGACCAGGACCUGCAGGACGUCCUUACCUACAAGCUUGAAGCAGAGCAUCCAGAUGAGGGGAGGUUCUCUGUCGACCAGACUGAUGGAAAAAUCUGGGCAGAUGAAAACCUGGAGGACGGCUCAUACUCCUUGAAUGUCAGCGUGACUGAUGGGAAGUUCAGAGUCUGGACCGGGGUCACAGUUCACGUGUGGACAGCUAACCAGGGAGCACUGGAUUCCGGCUUGACGCUGCAGCUGGUUGGAUUGUCUCCUGAGGAGUUUCUGGGCGACCACUGGAGAGGCCUCCAGCGUAGCCUGGGGCAAGCUCUGAGUCUACCCAGACAAGAGCUUCACCUGGCCAGCCUUCAGCAGCUAUCUGACACCAAGAUCCUGGAGGCCCUGCUGGUCUGGAAGCCUCAGAGUGGACUGGUCCAGUCUCUGCCAACCAGUAGACUUGCAGGUGUCAUCUCGGACAUCGAGUACUCUCUGGGCCUCAGUAUCCUCCGGCUGACCCACAAUGGCUGUCUGGGUACCGGCUGUCCGCCACGGGGCUGCAGAAAUGCCAUCCGGCUGAGGGGAGAACGUCUGAGCCAUUUCACCACCGCCAGAGCCGUUUACAUCACCCCACAGCACAGCUGGGAGAGUGUGUGCCCCUGUAACAAGUCGGCUGUGAGGUUCGAUGGUAAUUCCUACCUGAAGUUCCUUCACAGGAUGGACGAGGACAACCAGAGUUUCAAACUGUCGCUGAGGUUCAAGACUUUCCAGGAGCGCAGCCUCAUUGUGUCCACCAGCAGCACCUCCGACUGGGGAGCGUUACAGCUGACUGACGGAGGGCUAAGCUUCAGGUACAGGUGUGGCAACACCUCCCCUCCAUCCUCACUGACCACCUCUGAUCCGGUGUCAGACGGCCAGUGGCACAGCGUCCUGCUGGAGGUCAACUCCACCAUCCUAACACUGACCCUGGACCAGCAGCGUCAGGCCUUUGCCACCCUGACUGAGCCGUGCCGGAUGAUGCGCUCCAAUGGUGCUUUGCUCUUCGCCGCUUUCGCUCAGGACUCGGCUCCAGAGCUCCAUCAGCAUCCUCAUAAUUUCACUGGCUGCCUAGAGGGGCUGGAGCUCAAUGGAGAGCCAAUCAGAGUGGGUGACACAGCGGGAUGGGCGGGGCCAGGGAGCAGAAGGGUGUUUGGGGUGUAUCAGUGCUGUGGCAGUAGGGGCGGAGCCUGCAACAACAACCCCUGUGAGAAUGGAGGGGUCUGCGAGGACGACGCUGACAGAGGGCCGCACUGCAGGUGUGCGGGAUUCUUCCACGGCGCCCGCUGCGAGCUGCCCAACAACCCGUGUGCCUCCCAGCCGUGUGCCGACGGCAGGGUGUGUGUACCGAAGGCUCAGGGCUACAUGUGCAACUGCUCACUGGACAACCCUGCAGCACGGUGCCACAAUCAGCUAGACGACUGUUCGCCCAAUCCGUGUCCAGGAGGCUUUGACUGUAAAGUCACUGAUGGCUCCAUCCACUGCGACCCGCUGCAUCAGGUAUCUCCAGUGAUCGGAUACGUGGAAAUCAUGGAGAUCAGUGCCAGCGUGCUUGGAUUGCUCUUCUUGGUCAGCAUCUUUGUUUGCAUUAGGAAACGUUACGUUCAGCAGAAGAAGAAAAAACCCGUCUGUGUCCAGGACUCAAAUGGAUACUUCCCGCCCAGUCUGGCCAAGACUCUCAAAGCUGACAACCAGGAAGUCAACCCCAUAGAGAUGAGUUCAUUGGUCGGUCCCAUCAACGAUCUCGACCACACGCCCUUCAGGUCACUUCGUCCACGAAGCCAGAUCAGUUCAUCAGGAGGUGGGCUUUCCUCUCCAAAGACGCAGGGGCCAGUCGUGUGCAGUGUUGCCCCCAACCUUCCUGCCAGACCACCGUCCAGCUCGGACAAUGACUCCAUCAGGAAGAGCCACUGGGAGAUGGACUACGAAGUCUAUCCGGCAGACCCUGACUACUACGGCCGCCCAGCAGUCCAGGAGUUCCCCCAGUUUGACAUUGUGGAGGACACCUACUCCACGUCCACCAUGGACUCGCGGAGGAACUCUCGAUUUGGUGGCUUCCCGUUCCCACUGGAUCGCUGUGAUCGCCGAGCUCCCUUGCCGCCCUGCUACAGCAAUCAGAACCUGGAUGACUUCCUGGGCCCUGACGGGCUUCCUCUUCCCAGCUCCCAGUGCCCCAACGAGUACACGGCCAUCAGCUACUACCCCACCCAGCACACCCGCAGCCUCGACAACGUCUCGGGAGGCUACAAGAGACUCAGCAUGCGUCUGAGCGUGGCUAUGCCUUCAUACGCAGAACAGGCCAGUUCGCCUCCUGCACCAAACCCGGCCCAGCCUCAGACGAGGCCGGCGGGGCAGAACCCGUGCAGCUACGACAGGUCGAGCAUCAUGGAGAGCGAUUACGGGAGCUGUGAGGAAGUGAUGUUUUAAGACCAAGUCAAGCCUAAAUCCUUUUGUGGAAAUCUGCGUCCCUGUCAGUGACUUUUAGUUUUCUUUGGGAGGUUCCACAGUGCAGCUACUCGCCGCUACGUUCUACUACUGCGCCUUAAGGCAGCUUUAUGUACAGACUGGACUCUCUGAAAGCAACAAGCAGCAGCUCAGCAGUUUCUCACCGACACAUGUGAGUCUUGUUCACCCCACUCUGUUGGAGGUGAAAGCACAGUGUGAAACAGUAGUACAGCCACCUUUCAUUUGUUUGACUGCUUAAAGUGGUGUGGCCUCACUAUGCUGCGCAUGGCUUCCACUGGUCCUGCACUUCACCUGAUUUCAGAUGUUUAUGAGAUGAACCCGAGCGAAAUCCUCCUCAUCCGAACGUUCGUCAACAAACAGGACACAACAAAUGCCUAAUCAUCCAGCCAGAGAGGAAGACUUCUUCCAGCUUCAUCUCUUCAAGGGUUAAUUAACCUGUGUGUGUGAGAAGCAGUGUGGCCUCCCCAUGCCAGGCUAGAAGGAGGUGAUUCAGGGCUCCUCGGUUACCUCAGUGGAAGAAGUUCAGCACAAGUUCAUUCGUUUGUCAAAGAGACGCCGCCCAGAGCUCGUGAGGUUGUUAGGGUUGUGAAAUCAUGAACAGCAUCACUGAUGAUGGGAGACUGGAGGAAUCUGACUCUCAGAAGAGGAAUCUGCUUUCAAAGCAAACCCCCGGAUUUCACUGCUCAAACCUCAGUUUUCAGCUCUGCCAAGCGCUGAUAACGGUGUGUGUGCUACACACUGUGUGAUGUGACUGAACGAGCCCCAGCACACACGAGCAGUUGCCAUGGCAGCGGCCAGCGUGACAUUCAGACAGCAGGGCUCAUUCAGAAAUGUCUCUCUGAUGAAAUCUUGAUAAAGGACUUGUGACGAGGCUUGUUGCAUUGUGUGGUAAAUCACAGAUGGAGUUUAUCGCCUCCGCGCUCUGCUGUGCGUUUGUGUUCAUGUGAAAUGUGUUGGGUCAUAAUAGUGUGAAAAGUAUUGUUAGUUUGUGCGGGAUAAACUUUUCGUUGAAGUCUUGAAUGUGUUGCUGUCAGUUACAGUGAAGGGGGCUGGAUCCUCAAAAAGCAGAUAAAAGCCAUAAACCAGGGGCGCAGGGUGAAGUCAGCGACGAAGGUGUGUUUUAACUUUUGCUGUCGUGAGUAUCGGUGCUGUGUUCAUUCCUGUAAAUCCUGUGAGUGUCAUUUCCUGGAUUUAGACUCCAGUACUUCCUCUGGAGCAGACGUUGGUGUUUGUGGUCGUGUUCUGCUGAUGAUAAAAGCAACGCUUCAAGUGCAGGAGUUUCACUAAAGAAAUGCCUACGCAGCCAUUUCAAAACGAAAGCCUCAGAUAAAAGAAAUGCUUGUUUUGGCUGAGAGAUGCAGCAUAUUGAGUAAAUGUGUUAAACUCAACAGUGUUUUUCUCAGUUCAGCUGUUGAACAGUUAAUAUUUACAAUCAAAUUUCAAUUCAAACAAAGUCAUUUCUUAUGAAAUAUUCAGAGCCACAUGGAAACUGUUCUUCUGUCAUUAUUUCACUGGUUUAAAUGGAACCAGCAGUUGUCAAAUUGUGUUUCUUUCAUAGAGUCAUUCAGUCAUUUCAGCUCUCAUAACUUGUGUUUCAGUCUGUGAAAAUGACAAAUAAUGAAAAGUGGCAACAACAACUUGCUGCCAGAUUCCUCCUCAUAAGAUGAAAAUAUGUACAGUGUAAACGGGAAACGUUUUCCGCUCUGCUGGGGUAUUUUUACUUAACUGACUGUGAUGUGACUGUUUCAGUAUUUCUACAUAAUGUUGAUCCACAAAUGAACUAACCGCAGACGCUUCCUGAUGCGGUCCGGACUGCUGAGAUGCCACUGCAGUCUGCGGGCCCAGCAGGUAGCUGCAGUUCAGGCAUCUCAGCUUGCACUUCCAUCCGUAGCACCUGACCAGCUGUUUCCACCGUGUGCUGACUGAUUAGUGUUCACUUUCAUGUGUUCAUGUGUCCAGUGCAUAAAACAGAGAAAGAGAAAUUCAUCAACACAGCAUUAAACUGAAACAAUUCUGAAGCAGCCACAAAAGACAGCAAAUGAUCAUCAAGAAAAAGGCGAGAAUUCACUGCUUGGCGAAGGCGCCUGAGGUGAACAUCCUGGAUCAAUAAGUUUUCCAUCGUAAAUCUCGUGUGUUCCCGCUGCCUGUGCUGUUCCACUCUAAACAGUGUAAAGCAACUUUGUGAGCAAGAAAUGAAUUUUCCAAGAUGACAGGAAGUGUGUUUCAUCACAGACAAAAGCAGAAAAAAACAACAACCAGACAAAGAAGCAAACAGGCAGCCAACGUGUCAGUAACGGCUGUUCAUCAACACGUGUGUACAAUAACAGACGCUCUAACCGACAUGUGUUGUGUUGUGUUGUGUUGUGUUGUGCAUUCAGUGUGUGUGUUGUUGUCUGUGCAGAAUAUAACUUCACUUGAAUGUAACUUAUCUUUAUUUCGUUCAUUUCAAAGUUUAUUUUUGUAUCAGUGUGGUCCCCAUGGUCCCCUCUGUGCUUUCUCUGCGACCCAGUUUAUUAACGUGCCGUCUUUUUGUUCUUCAGUGCUGUAAAGAGAAUAUGAAUAAAGAUGUUAUCUUCCAUUAGA